GUGACGUCACGUUCUGUCAGUCACCCUGCUCCGCCAUCGUUCCGUUGAGGCUGGCCGAGCUUUUCUGAUAACAACCGAUUAUCGCUGUUUUUCGGAUGAAGAUGGCUGCAGGUCCUCUUUCUGUAUCAUCCACUGCAUCCACAAAUAACGAUGGCAUCCUCAUUGGUGAUAAAGUUUAUUCGGAAGUGUACCUUACGAUCGACAACUCGCUCAUACCGGAGGAAAGGUUUUCUCCGACGCCGUCGAUGCUCGACGGCCUCGACCUGGACACAGAGACCGACCUUCGCAUACUCGGAUGUGAAGUGAUUCAGUCGGCGGGCAUUCUUCUCCGGUUACCCCAGGUGGCAAUGGCAACGGGUCAGGUGCUGUUUCAUCGUUUUUUCUACUCCAAGUCCUUCGUCAAGCACAGUUUUGAGAUUGUUGCUAUGGCUUGUAUCAACUUGGCCUCCAAGAUUGAGGAAGCGCCGAGACGAGUACGAGAUGUCAUCAAUGUUUUCCACCACCUGAGACAGAUCAGAGGCAAAAAGACUCCAAGUUCAUUGAUACUUGAUCAGAACUACAUAAAUACCAAAAACCAAGUCAUCAAAGCGGAACGGCGGGUCCUGAAGGAGCUGGGCUUCUGUGUGCAUGUCAAGCAUCCUCACAAGAUUAUCGUCAUGUACCUUCAAGUCCUGGAAUGUGAGAAGAACCAGACACUGGUCCAGACGGCCUGGAACUACAUGAAUGAUACCCUGCGGACAAAUGUGUUUGUGAGAUUCCAAGCCGAGACUAUUGCCUGUGCCUGCAUAUUCCUCGCUGCCCGAGCCCUGCAGAUACCUCUGCCAUCCAAACCUAAUUGGUACCUGCUUUUUGGAGCCAGUGAUGACGAUGUUAAAGAGGUCUGCAUCACCACCCUUAAACUCUACACCAGGAAGAAGCCCAACUAUGACCAGCUGGAGAAAGAGGUAGAGCGGAGGAAGGUGUUCUUGGCAGAGGUCAAGCUGAAGGCUAAAGGCCUGAACCCUGAUGGUACCCCUGCACUGUCCACACUGGGUGGCUUCUCUCCUGCUUCCAAGCCCUGCUCCCCAAAUGUGGUCAAGGUGGAAGAAAAGUCCCCAAACCCCCAGACCCUCAAACCAGUUAAGAAGGAUCCAGACAGCCGGACUCAGAUCAACAAGAGUCCACACAAUGGCUUAAGGAAAGACGUAAAGAUUGGAAGGAACAGUAGGAGCGGAAGUGGAUCUCGUUCAAGAACGCGUUCCCGGUCUAGAUCACGCUCCGCUCGCAGACAUUACAACAGCAGACGCAGUCGCUCAGGGACCUACAGUUCUCGCUCACGUUCUCGCUCUCACAGUCGCAGUCCAUCGCCUCGGCGACAUCCACCCUCACCCCUCCUCCCCCACCUCAAGUCCAAGACCAGCCACCAUGGCAAUAGCGACUCCAAGCCCAGCGGACGCCACAGCAACAGUGGAGGUGGAGGAUCUGGUCACAAGAGGAAGCGCUCGCGCUCUCGGUCGCGGUCUCGCACUCCGGUCAAAGUAGACAGGGAACGGGACAGAGAGAGGGAACGGGACAGAGACCGUAGUUCCUUUGACCUCUCUACGAAGAAACACAAACACGAGCGAGGAGGUGGUCAUCGAGGCGACAGGAGGGAGAGGGAGAGGUCUCGGUCCUAUGACAGGGACAGAGAGAGGGAGCGUAGCCACAAGAGCAAACACCACAGCAGCAGCAGUGGGCAUUCAGGACAUAGCCGUCACCGCCGCUGAGACAACACACACACAAACCCAAACACGCUAGUUCUAGGACUGAUAGUCACUGAAGUAUUUUCAGUAUACUUGAAACAAAAUCAGAUUUGGCAUGUUCUCUGAAUGCUGUUAAAUACAGUUGACUGUUAGCAAACAUGAGUGUGACUCCUGGUCUGUUCAUUUAAUGAAAGACGCAUCUUGCAAGUUCUUAAAAAGGUUAACUAAAUAUGUACUUCCUUCAACCUGUCAAAUGAUAUUUCUUGGGGGUUGUUGACAAAGAACUUGCAAAAUUGUCAGCACACUCAAUGCAGCUCUUGAAGCCAAACGCUGCACCUCUGCCAUGGUUGAGAGAACUUGCCUUGUUUGGUUUCAUUUGGGGUAUAUUACCAGCCUAAUGCCAACAUAGUUGGGCUCCUGGGUUUCUCAUAUGCAUCCUGAAAAUUACCAUUUAAACUAUAUGAUUUACAGGAAUGUUGAUUCUCUUCAAUAAUUAUUGUCCUAAGCCAAAUAACUAAACAUUUAGUUUUAUUAUGAAAAUAUUCUGUAAUAACUGUAAUAAAGCCUUGACAUCAGAAGCAUUUAUGGUAACACUGUUGAAAUUGCCUGAAUCCUACACAUAGCUUCUGCAUGUACAUGUCUUGGUGAUAAAAUAUUCAUUGCUUUGGCUUAUGUACACAACAGCACACUUGUAGCUGAUAUUCGGCAGAGGUGGUUGAUGUUGUAUUAUUAUUAUAGAUUAAAUGUAUGCGUCUGAGGAACCCAGCCUGCGGCAGUAUCUACCAGCAUUUAGUGGACAUUUAUAAGAUUUAUAGGUUCACUAUUCUUUUUUUCAACCAGGUCAGACAUGAUCAGUGGUUGAGGGAACACACCAAUGCAGUGUGACAUCAGUCCUAGACCUUCAUUGUCCUUUCCACCUAUAGGUUUUUCUUAAUUUUCCCAUGAUACCUCCACUCCACACACCACCACCAUCUCUCUAGCCCUUUGUUCUUAGUUUUACAUGUAAAGUUAUGGACUUUGGGAAAACAAAACUUAUUUACAGUGUAAAGAUGGAUCAAUAUCUGCUGACAAUGUGAACGCUUUGAUUUAUAAAAGCAAACAGCUCAGUGGAAGGAUCGAAUGAAUAAAUGUAAAAUAAAAGCGAUCAUUCAGGAAAGAUCAAUAUGUUUGCACAUUAAGGGACUGGUGAGCGAGUGGUUUUUGUUUCCUUUUUUUGGACAUGUAUGUUGCUAAAGCUGUGUUUUGUACAGUUUCCAAACAGCUGACUGGUUAUAGACUUGUUUUUUUUUUUUUGUUUUUUUUUACAGCAGGGGAUGCAGACUUAAUUUCAGAAUUUUAGGGUUGUCAAUUUGUUACACUGGUUUUUAGUCUGCAUGUGUUCAUGUCCAAUUUUUAUUCAAUAAUAAAUGAGUUAUGCCACUGAA
Perca fluviatilis (European perch) is the source of this 3145-nucleotide messenger RNA. It is a transcript of the gene ccnl1a, whose product is annotated as cyclin L1a. The transcript has 10 exons. The record is from RefSeq and is a predicted model, not a curated record. Gene Ontology annotation, biological process: regulation of transcription by RNA polymerase II. Gene Ontology annotation, molecular function: cyclin-dependent protein serine/threonine kinase regulator activity. The coding region runs from base 96 to 1745 and encodes 549 amino acids. Gene Ontology annotation, cellular component: nucleus. NCBI's taxonomy places the organism in Eukaryota, Metazoa, Chordata, Actinopteri, Perciformes, Percidae.